Gorilla gorilla gorilla (western lowland gorilla) is the source of this 2565-nucleotide messenger RNA. It is a transcript of the gene LRRC74A, whose product is annotated as leucine rich repeat containing 74A. NCBI's taxonomy places the organism in Eukaryota, Metazoa, Chordata, Mammalia, Primates, Hominidae. The transcript is spliced from 14 exons. Gene Ontology annotation, molecular function: protein binding. The coding region runs from base 312 to 1727 and encodes 471 amino acids. The record is from RefSeq and is a predicted model, not a curated record.
AGGCGGGUGGGGAUCCUUUCGACAGGGCUCCCAGCAAUAGAGCAGUCCCACUCUCCCAGAUGAGCUGGAGAAGUAGCUACCUCUCCCAGACAGAGUUGGGGUCAAAUUCAUGCACAUCCAAUUCCCAUCAAAGCCCACUCUUCCCAGGGCUUGCUGGGAGGGAAGGAUAACUGCAGGCUCCCCUGGGAUGCCCCCACGUGAGGGAAGUUCACAGAGUUUGAGACAGAGGUGAAUGGACAGGUGUGCUUCUUAGGGAAGCAGUCGAGAGGUGGCAAGAAGUUGGCAGCUGCCCUCAAGAGGGUCGGGGCACCAUGGACAAUGACAAGCCUCUUCAGCCUGAGACAGAAGAUGAGAUUGAAAUUCAGCCAGUACGACAGAGCAGCGAUAAAAUGCUCUACUGUGAGGCCGAACCCCCGCCGACUGUUGAAAAAGUGAAACCAGCCCGGGAGAAUUCGGAAACAGACCUGGAGAUUGAAGAUGAUGAGAAAUUUUUCACCACUGGACAAAAGGAGCUGUACCUGGAGGCCUGCAAGCUGGUGGGUGUAGUGCCUGUCUCCUACUUCAUUCGGAACAUGAAGGAGUCCUACGUGAACCUCAACCACCACGGCCUGGGCCCCAGGGGUACCAAGGCUAUUGCUAUAGCCCUGGUGUCCAACAUGGCUGUUACCAAACUGGAGCUGGAAGACAAUUGCAUCAUGGAGGAGGGCGUCUUGAGCCUGGUGGAGAUGCUACAAGAGAACUACUGCCUCCAGGAGAUGAAUAUUUCCAACAAUCACCUUGGUUUGGAGGGGGCCAGAAUCAUCUCAGAUUUCUUUGAGAGAAAUAGUUCUUCUAUCUGGAGCCUUGAGCUUUCAGGAAAUGACUUCAAGGAAGACUCCGCAGCACUGCUCUGCCAAGCCCUGUCGACCAAUUACCGAAUUAAAAAGCUGGAUCUCAGUCACAACCAAUUCUCUGAUGUAGGAGGGAAGCACCUGGGCCAGAUGCUGGCCAUCAACGUGGGGCUCACGUCACUGGAUCUGAGCUGGAAUAACUUCCACACAAGGGGAGCUGUGGCCUUGUGCAAUGGUCUCCGGGGUAAUGUGACCCUGACAAAGCUGGAUCUCUCCAUGAAUGGCUUUGGGAAUGAGGUGGCUCUGGCCCUAGGGGAAGUCCUCCGACUCAACAGCUGCCUGGUCUACCUGGAUAUCGGCGGCAAUGACAUCGGCAAUGAAGGGGCCUCCAAAAUCAGCAAAGGACUGGAAUCCAAUGAAAGCCUCAGAGUUCUGAAGCUUUUUCUGAAUCCCAUAAAUAUGGAUGGGGCUAUUUUACUUAUCCUGGCUAUCAAGAGGAACCCCAAAUCCAGGAUGGAAGAACUUGAUAUUUCCAACGUGCUGGUGUCGGAGCAGUUCAUGAAAACGUUGGACGGAGUGUAUGCCGUUCACCCGCAGCUGGAUGUGGUAUUCAAGGCAGUACAAGGCCUCUCUGCCAAGAAAACCAUCUUCUUGUUGACAAACCCCAUGAAACUGAUCCAGAGCUAUGCAGACCAGCACAAAAUCACGAUCGUGGACUUCUUCAAGAGCUUGAACCCUACUGGGACAAUGAAGAUGUCUGUGGAUGAGUUCCAGAAAGUGAUGAUAGAGCAAAACAAGGUCCCCCUGAACCAGUACCAGGUCAGGGAGGUGAUAAAGAAGCUCGACGAGAAGACAGGCAUGGUGAACUUCAGUUUCUUGAACACGAUGAAGCCAUAGCAACAAGUCUGGUCUAGAAAGAAGUCUCGGCGAGAGGAGUCCUCACAAGUCGGAUGGUGGCAGGGAGGAGAGCAAGAGGUGGCUGAAAUCUCGAUGGACAGAUGCUGUGGCAGGGGCUGGGCACAAGCAAAUAAAGUCUGGCUUGAUUCUGGGCAUCUUGGGCUGCUGGUGGUGUGCCCGUCACCAGGGGGCCACCUUCUGCUUUUAGUGACCACCAGGGGACAUGUCAAUGCAGCCUCAUUAAGAGCUGCACAGACAAAUUGGGAACGUGAUGGGGUUGCUAGGCAGCAGGGAAAGAGCCUCAGAGAGCAGGUCAGAGCACGAGGGCAGUUGUCAUAGUGAUUAGAACCUGAGUCCAGGGGAGACUUCCUUGGUGGGAGGCAGUGACAGGGGGAACAGAUGCUGAGGGAAUGAGGGCAGGGGCCUUUAAGAAGCAAAGAAAUGCUGUGGGGUCACAAGGAGGGAGCCAGGACAGGAGACCAAGACAGUGGGCAUCUCAUCCUGGCCACAUGACCUUGGAGCCCUAGUGGCUCCCCUUGAAAAUGGAGCAGCUGAAAUAAAGCCUUCCCAGUCCGGUCUAGGAGUCUAUCAUUCUGCGUUUCACCUUUAAAUUCCUUGAGAAACUGGGGAGACAGGAACAGCUUAGCGAAGGAAUAAAAGGAAUAGCCAAGAACAGCAUUCACUGAUUAAGUGGGUGGAACAGGCACCUUCGGGAGUUUUGAUUGAUCUUACCAGACACCAUUGUAGAUUAGCAAGGCAGGAACUUUCUUGUGCCCCUCUGCAGCCCCAUGUAGUGCUCGGCACAUAGUAGAUGCUCAAUAAACACCUGUGAAAUGAA